AUGGUGAGCAAUCCUGCCAAAACGGUAACAAUUUAUGAAAUCCCAAAAUUAGCAGCAAAAGCCAUCCCACCUGCAUUCAAGUUGCAGAACAUUCAAAGGGGAUUUGUAAAACCUGGCAUAUGGCCAUUCAACUCAAACAUUUUCUCCGAUGAGGAUUUCGCUUGUUCUUCUGUAACUGAUCGCUGCUUGCCGGAAGAGGAUAAUGUUCCUACAGAACAAUCGAUUUCAGACCAACCUGUCAUGGAACAGCCUUCAACAGAAAACAAACAGAGUCUAGAGGAUCGUACAAGUUCAAAUUUGAAAGUCACUGGGCCAUCUCAACUGGAAUCUCCAUCUAGAAGCCAGACUAGGGGCACUGUCAAUGUAACACCUGAUUUAGUAAGCCCAUAUCCGAAGGCCGGCCCCAGGAAAUUGCAUGGCAUGAAACGGAAGAGGGGAAAAACUAGAAUAUUGACUGACACACCCGAGAAAAGACUUAUAGAAAUGGAAGAAGAAGAAAGACAAAAAAAAAGUAAGAUCAAAGAGCUCAACAAAAAUCGAAAAUGCUCUAAAAAUAUAGGACAGAAAACAAUUCCGAAGCUUGCUGAUGAAUUUACUUCCAAAGCAAAGAAAAAUAGGAAGAUUAACAGCGAUGAUGAAAUAGAAAAUGUUUCCGUUUCUGACGAAGCCCUUGUUGAAUCGGAAGAAGAUUUUGAUGAAGACGAAGUGAUCGUUCUGGAUAGAAAUUUCCAGAUUAAUAAUUUUGUGUUGGUUAAAUUUGACACCAAAAAACUGUCUAUCAUUAUGUUGGAAUAA
Arctia plantaginis is the source of this 795-nucleotide messenger RNA. NCBI's taxonomy places the organism in Eukaryota, Metazoa, Arthropoda, Insecta, Lepidoptera, Erebidae. The record is from the annotation of a GenBank genome assembly.